Cannabis sativa is the source of this 1762-nucleotide messenger RNA. RefSeq lists its product as uncharacterized. The transcript is spliced from 6 exons. Gene Ontology annotation, biological process: positive regulation of DNA-templated transcription. Gene Ontology annotation, molecular function: DNA binding; DNA-binding transcription factor activity. Lineage: Eukaryota; Viridiplantae; Streptophyta; Magnoliopsida; Rosales; Cannabaceae. The coding region runs from base 150 to 1271 and encodes 373 amino acids. The record is from RefSeq and is a predicted model, not a curated record. Gene Ontology annotation, cellular component: nucleus.
CCAUUAGGGUUCUAGUGAUGACUAGGAUUUCUUUUUGGUAAAUGAACUCUACUUUACCUAUAUAAAGAGUGGAAAUAGGCUAGUAAUUUUAUCUUCACUACUACAAAUCUCAGAUCUUCCAAAGGCUUAUAUAUAUAUACUGAUCAGAAAUGGAAGAAAAUGGGUCCUUUGGAGGUGUAGAGCCAUAUUGGAAAAAUAAAAGACCAUUGGAACUCGAACUCGAAGGUAAUCAAAAAAAUGAUGAUGAUGAGCUAAGCAACACUUUGAUAAUGAAUGAGGGUAUUAUUAGUUCAUUACCAUUGUGGAAAAAAGCACACUUGAUGGACUACUUUAGUGGUGGUAGUAGUAGCAAUGGAGCCCCCAGCAAGGCUUUUAAUACUACUACCACUAUUAAUAAUAGUAGUACUAAUACCCUUUUCUCAGCCCUAAUUAAUGAAAAUCAAGGGCCAAGAGCUGAUGAGUUUCCAAGCUUUUGUAAUACUAAGGAAAGUUUGGACAAUAGGGCUAAUGAUCAUAUCCAGUUCAGAUAUGGUCAUAACAUAGACCCUAACAUGGACCCAAGGAAAAUCAAACGGAUAAUUUCCAAUCGAGCUUCUGCACAAAGAUCUAGAUGGAAGAAGAUUCAAUAUAUCUCAGACAUGGAAAACACAGUGAGGGCUUUGAAGAGCCAAAUAUCAUCGCUAUCUCCUCGAGUUGCAUUGUACACAAAAGAGCAUCAACUUUUACAAUUGGAGCAUACUAAGUUGACUCAUCAGAUAUCUGUAUAUACGAAUCAAGAAUUACUUGGACAAGUGGAAUUUGAGAAGAAUAAAGCAGAAGUGAACAGGCUGAGGGUACUCUAUUUUAAGCAGCAACAACAACAACUACAUAUACAACAACAGUACCACCACUAUUUUCAAGCACCAUCAUUGCCUCAUCAUGAAGAGUAUUUAUCAAUGAACCAAAUAAUGCCUAAUUAUUUCAAUAAUCAACCUACCCAGAUCUUUCCACACUACCCAGACUUAGAUGUUGAAUUCGGAUGCAAUAAUAUUAAUGGUGCUACUGGGAAUUAUAAUCUAAUUCAAGAUCAAAGUACAAGAUCACAGAUGGUGAGUAAUACAACACUGCAAUAUGAUGUAGAUGAUAGUGAUCAUGUUCAAGAUCAAACAGGACAAUCAUGGACGACAACAACAACCAAUUUUAUCGAAGAACCAAAACAACAUGAUCAUGACAUUGAAACCGAUAUUCAAUUCUAUAACAACCAUUUUGGAUCUAUACCAGAAUAUGCAUGACUACUUCUACAAAAGAUAUAUAUAUUGCUGCUCUCCUCAUUGUUGCCUUCCAUCGUUUCAAAAUUUUAAAUUGUGUUUAAUAUUUAUUUUUUCUUGAUUUAAUUUAUCAAUUACUUUAUUAUUUAUUUGUUUGUGUUGUCAGCUGUUUGUCUCACAACUUAAUUACUAUUUAUUUUAUAAAUUAUUAUUACCUCUAUUUGUUUAUUUUUUAAUUAUUUUAGUUACUCUUUAUUAAUUUUUAUAUAUAUAAAUACUACUAUGUUUUUUCUAUUAUAUGUUGUAAAUGAUAUUAUGGAUGAUAUAAUUAAUAAUAUUAUAGUAAGAGUAUAUUUGGAAGUAACUGUGUAAUUACUAGUAGUUACGCAGUAUAGUAAUUAUUACUUACACUGUAUAUUAAGCAAUAUAUGUUUGGAUUAUACGGUAUAGUAAUUACUUAUAAAUUCUUAAUUUCUUAUUUUACAAAAUAGUUAAUAAUUACUACACAAAAAAAU